ACAAAAACACACACCACAAACAGCAGCUUCCCAAAACCCAGAAACCGAAAUUCGGGUUUUGCAAUCGACAGAAAUCAUCUUAUCAAUGGCAUUUUCCGUAUCCGCUUCGCCCGCACCCGUUCACAGCUCCUCUCCGUCUUCCUCGUUUGAGCAGCCGAGAGCUGCGCAAUUCGGUGCAUUCCAGCCGUUGGAUAGGUCUCACCUUUCACCGUCGUCGGUGAAACUUUCACGGCGUCGUUGCGCCGCCGUGAAGCCGUUGCACGCGGAGGCGAAGAGGAGUGAUUCGAUCGUUCCGUCGGCUGCAACCGUGGUCGCUCCUGAGGUGGUGGAAAAAGCGGAGGUAGAAGAGGACUUCGAGAAGUUGGCGGUGGAGCUUCAAAAUGCUUCUCCGCUUGAGAUUAUGGAUAAGGCACUCGAGAAAUUCGGAAACGAUAUUGCUAUUGCUUUUAGUGGGGCGGAAGAUGUGGCUUUGAUUGAAUAUGCACAUUUAACAGGGAGGCCAUACAGGGUUUUCAGCCUUGAUACAGGGAGACUUAAUCCAGAGACGUAUAGGCUCUUUGAUGAAGUUGAGAAGAAGUAUGGGAUUCGCAUUGAAUACAUGUUUCCAGAUGCUGAGGAAGUCCAAGCUUUGGUUAGAAGCAAGGGCCUUUUCUCCUUCUAUGAAGAUGGCCACCAAGAAUGCUGCCGCGUGAGGAAGGUGAGGCCUUUGAGGCGGGCUCUCAAGGGGCUUCGGGCAUGGAUAACAGGCCAGCGUAAGGAUCAGUCUCCUGGGACCCGAUCAGAAGUCCCCAUUGUCCAAGUGGAUCCUGUUUUCGAAGGUUUGGAUGGUGGAGUCGGGAGCUUGGUGAAGUGGAAUCCAGUGGCGAAUGUGAAGGGCAACGACGUCUGGAACUUCCUCCGGACAAUGGAUGUGCCGGUGAACUCGUUGCACGCACAGGGCUACAUCUCAAUCGGGUGUGAGCCGUGCACGAGGCCUGUUCUACCCGGGCAGCAUGAGCGUGAGGGAAGGUGGUGGUGGGAGGAUGCCAAGGCCAAGGAGUGUGGCCUGCACAAGGGAAACAUCAAGGAGGAAAAUAACACUGUCCAAGACAACGGGACUGCCCCAGUCACAGAUCUCUUCACAUCCGAGAACGUCGUGAGCUUGAGCCAGCAGGGAGUUGAGAACUUGCUGAAGCUGGAAAACAGGCAGGAGGCGUGGCUCGUUGUGCUGUACGCCCCUUGGUGCCAAUACUGUCAGGCGAUGGAGGGCUCGUACGUGGAGCUGGCUGAGGCGCUAGCAGGAUCUGGUGUCAAGGUGGCGAAGUUCAGAGCAGACGGGGAGGAGAAGGCCUUCGCGCAGGAAAAGCUGCAGCUGGGAACCUUCCCUACUAUCGUCUUCUUCCCCAAGCGGUCUCUGCGUCCGAUUAAGUAUCCAUCGGAGAACAGGGACGUCGCCUCGUUGACGGCUUUCGUGAAUGCUCUCCAAUAGAAGUGAAAAUUAUAGGAAAGUUUGGAUUUGGGUGGUGGGGAAGCCUCUAAAAGUAUGAAUGGUGUAUAAUUUGGUAGGUUUGUCGUCUCUCCCCUAGUUUUUGAUCUAUCUUUAUAUUGUUUGGGUUUUGUAAGUUUUGAUGGCAACCGCGUUAAACGAUCGUUCGACGUUGGAAAUAAGAUCUCGUGUUCUACUCU
This is a messenger RNA of Salvia hispanica, 1665 nucleotides long. RefSeq names its product 5'-adenylylsulfate reductase 1, chloroplastic-like. Gene Ontology annotation, molecular function: phosphoadenylyl-sulfate reductase (thioredoxin) activity. The record is from RefSeq and is a predicted model, not a curated record. Gene Ontology annotation, biological process: L-cysteine biosynthetic process. Lineage: Eukaryota; Viridiplantae; Streptophyta; Magnoliopsida; Lamiales; Lamiaceae.